CUCGCUGGCGGGUGGCCGAGGCGCGCGCGGGCCCGAGAGCGCCGCCGCCCUCCGACCUUCGCCCCCGGCGCCGCGGCCAGCCCCGCCCCUGCUGGCAGCUGCCUCCCGGCCCAAGAUGGCGGCUGAGGUGGAUUUCGGCGACUUGGAGCUGUUCGAGGCGUUUGACCCGCCGGAGGAGGCGAUUCCCAAGCCCGCGCACACCCGCUUCAAGGACGACGACGACGUCGAGGAGGACGAGAACGGCGUGGAGGACGCGGGGCUGCGGGAGCGCCUCCGCCAGUGCGAGGAGACCGUCGAGCGGCUGCGGGCCGAGAAUAGGGAAUUGAAGAGGAAGUUGAAUAUUCUGACCCGACCGAGUGGAAUAUUGGUCAACAAUACUAAGAUAGAUGGACCUUUGUUACAGAUUCUGUUUAUGAACAAUGUUAUUUCAAAGCAAUAUCAUCAAGAAAUAGAGGAAUUUGUAUCACAUUUGGCAAAAAGAUUUGAGGAACAGCAAAAAAAUGAUUUAGAAAAGACUUCCUUUAGUCUUUUACCCCAGCCAUCCAGCAUUAUGCUAGAAGAGGACCAUAGAGUAGAAGAAUCCUCUGCCGUUAAAAACAACAAGGAAGCGUUCAGUGUUAUAGGAAGUGUCCUGUAUUUUACUAAUUUUUGCCUUGAUAAAUUGGGGCAACCGCUACUAAAUGAAAACCCUCAGCUUACCGAAGGAUGGGAAAUACCCAAGUACCAGCAAGUCUUCAGCCACAUUGUUUCUCUAGAAGGGCAAGAGAUACAAGUAAAGGCAAAAAGGCCAAAGCCUCACUGUUUCAAUUGUGGUUCGGAAGAUCAUCAAAUGAAAGACUGUCCGAUGCCUCGGAAUGCUGCUCGCAUCAGUGAAAAGAGGAAGGAGUAUAUGGACGCAUGUGGCGAGACCAACAGUCAGACUUUCCAGCAGCGAUACCACGCAGAGGAGGUGGAGGAGAGGUUUGGCAGAUUCAAGCCUGGGGUUAUCAGCGAGGAGCUUCAGGACGCUCUGGGGGUGACAGACAAGAGCCUUCCACCUUUUAUAUACCGGAUGCGCCAGCUGGGGUACCCGCCGGGGUGGCUCAAGGAGGCUGAGCUGGAGAACUCUGGCCUCGCACUCUAUGAUGGAAAAGAUGGCGCCGACGGGGAAGCAGACGCUGCGGAGGGUCAGCCACAUAAAAAUGUCACCUACGAUCUGUCCAAACUGGUUAACUAUCCUGGGUUUAACAUCUCCACUCCUCGAGGGAUCCCAGAUGAGUGGAGGAUGUUCGGCUCCAUCCCCAUGCAGGCCUGCCAGCAGAAGGAAGCGUUUGCCAACUACCUUACUUCUAACUUCCAGGCACCCAGCGUGAGGUCUGGCUCCAAGAGGUCCUCGUGCCAGUCCAGCCCUGCCAGUCCCAAGAAGCAGAGGAAGGAAGGCAACUGCGCGGCCCUGCCGGCCGACAUGGAGCUCGACUCGGAUGUGGAGGGCCCGCCUGGCUCUCUGAGUGGCGAAGCCUUUAAGUUCCAGCCGCCGUUGCCCCCUGGCACUCCCCCGCCGCCCACCUUCGUCCCCCCGCUGCCCAAGGGCACACCUCCGCUCACUCCCAGUGACUCGCCCCAGGCGCGGAGGGCCUCUUCGAGCAUGGACGAGGACGCACUGACCCUGGAAGAACUUGAAGAGCAGCAGAGGCGCAUCUGGGCGGCCCUGGAGCAGGCCGAGAGCGUCCACAGCGACUCCGAACUUCCCGUUGACACCCCCUGCACUGGGAAUUCAGUCGCUUCUUCCCCGGGGCCUUGUCCAAGCGAGCUGGACCCUCCUCUGGCAGAGGGACAGGCAUCUGGGAAGCAAGGGCCGGAGGAGCCUGAGCCGGCGAACUCCUGUCAGAAGGAGCCGGAAGCCAGCCCUGCGAGUCCCGCCGCGCCAGAGCUCUGUCAGGAGCGGGAGGAGUCAGCCGAGGUCGACUCCAGAGGGGCGCUCGACAAUGGCGAUGCUCUGUCAGACAGUGAUCUGAGGAACGGCAGCGGCCUGAAGCCCCUUCCGAUGGAAGCCAGUUCUUCAGCCACUGCAGGGACGCUCUCGGCCGCCAGUCCUUCACCUGCCGCUAAAACACAUAGUCCUGUACCUGACAUGAGCAAGUUUGCAACUGGAAUAACACCGUUUGAAUUUGAGAACAUGGCGGAAUCUACGGGAAUGUACCUCAGGAUAAGAAGCUUGUUAAAGAACUCUCCUCGGAACCAGCAAAAAAACAGAAAGUCUUCUGAAUAACAGCUUGACACAAUAGCGCCAAGAACUGAUUCAUUGUAAUCCCGGCCUGCUCACUGGUACUGAAUGGAAAGACAAGAUUCCUUUCCUCUCUGUCCCUCCCAUGUGUCAAAUGGUCCAAGGCUUCGCUGUGUUCGGGCCUGUUUUAAGGAAUGGAAGAACUGGACUCACUGGCGUACUGUAUUUUAUUCUCUCUGAUGAGAAUUGGGGCGGGGUGGGUCACUGCGAGUGGAUAUCAAGAUUGUUUAUUAAGGUUUAUACUAUUUUUGGAUGUGUCUGUCAGGACUGAUGGUUUUUAUGUCUUUUGUACAUUGUUUUCCUUUCUAUAUUUUGCUAAUUAUCUUGUAUAUAAGUUUAAUAUAUCACUUUUUAAAAGAAAACUUCUAACCAUUUUAAAUUCAUAUUUCAAAUCUGAUAACCAAAUGAGAAAAAUCAGGGAUGAGCAGCUUUAUCCCUUUUGGGGUAUUUUUGUACAUGAUUUACAUGCAUCCGUUUUAAUAACACUUUUUUUGUAACCUCAUUCUUCAUAUAAGCUUGCUAUGCUGGUAUGUUCAUCUUUGUGUGUACAAAGAUUUAAUAAAUUAGUUUUCAUAUACAUCA
Messenger RNA from Sorex araneus (European shrew), 2845 nucleotides. RefSeq names its product zinc finger CCHC-type containing 8 (gene ZCCHC8). The record is from RefSeq and is a predicted model, not a curated record. The transcript is spliced from 14 exons. Lineage: Eukaryota; Metazoa; Chordata; Mammalia; Eulipotyphla; Soricidae. Gene Ontology annotation, molecular function: RNA binding; zinc ion binding. Gene Ontology annotation, cellular component: catalytic step 2 spliceosome. Bases 116 to 2248 code for a protein of 710 amino acids.